Vigna umbellata (rice bean) is the source of this 2624-nucleotide messenger RNA. Lineage: Eukaryota; Viridiplantae; Streptophyta; Magnoliopsida; Fabales; Fabaceae. The record is from RefSeq and is a predicted model, not a curated record.
UUUAUCCACUAUACAACCACUCUUUUUUAAUGUGAUUGUUGUUGUUAAUUACAUCUCUACAUUUUUGUAUGUCUUGCAUGUUACGUUUUUUACAUGUUUACGAAUCUUACCAUUCGCGAUAAGAAAAAUAAGCUCUCAGAUACGUGAUUCAACUACCAUGGUUUGAACUCAAUCUAUGCAUGCCACAAAUAUUCAGGGGACAGAAAAGCAGUUUCUUCUGGAGGAAACUUCUUUUAACGAUAAAUAUAAUCCAUUUGGUUUUGUUGAAUUAUAUUUUUUUAUUGGUUACUCGCCCUCUGUUUUCCUUUUCCUUCUGUAGUUGGUAGUAGUUUAAACUGGGUUCUGUUGUCAUCCUGUAAUCCUUAAAGCACUUGGUUGUUUGCAAACAGAUCCAUAUGCAUGAUGGUAUUGAUGUUAACAAAAUGUUGUCUAGUAGAUGCGAUUUUUUUUUUAUUUUGUUGAUGCCUAUAAUAUUGCUUCUAUAGUAAUUUCUUAGUUCACUAAAAAUAAUUUAAUCUGAUUAUUUCUCUUCUAUUUUUCAGGGACAUAUUCUUUUUUACUAAAAAGAUGUCUCCUUCCAAAUCUAAGUCUAAAGACAAAAAGGCAGGCAAAGAAGGUCAGAAGCCUGUUGCCAAGUCUUCAGGAUCUGCUAAUGCAGUAGCUGGUGUACCAGCUAGUGCAUACAACCCUUUAUUGGGAACAUUCCAUACUUUGGAGAUGCAACCGGCAUCUACAUCCCAAGUACAAUCAAAUGGUCGUUUUCGGAAUAUAGAUGAGACAGAUGAACAUCCUACUGGCUCAGUGGUAGCUGGUGUGGAGUAUGAUUCUGUUUCUAACAAUGGUAGUUGGUCUGGUGAGUCCGAGGACCAUAAAGAGAAAUCUUCCAAUCCUCCUGUUCGACUGGAGGCAGUUCCAGGAGCGGAUAAUGACAAACGAGAGAAAAUUCGCCAGAAGAAUGAAAAGAAACAUCAACGGCAGAAGGAAAGACGGGCACAAGAGUUGCAUGAUCGUUGCAGUGGAUAUAUUAUGUCAAGGAAACUAGAGGCACUUGCUCAACAGCUUGUGGCAAUGGGAUUUUCUCACGACCGUGCAACAGUAGCAUUGAUACUGAAUGAAGGAAGGGUUGAGGAAUCAGUAGCAUGGCUCUUUGAAGGUGGUGAAGAAGCAGAUAAUCAUAAAGAUGCAAAUAUAAGUGGGAGUAAUUUGAAAAUUGAUAUAUCAGAAGAACUGGCUCAGAUUGCAGACCUAGAAAUCAAGUUCAGUUUCUCAAAACAGGAGGUUGAAAGAGCAGUUGUUGCCUGUGAGGGUGAUCUUGACAAGGCUGCAGAGUCUUUGAGAGAAUUGAAGAUGGAUCGACCAUCUGGUCCACCAAAGCCAGAUGAAGUUGGUGAUCCUCCUUCAUUUGAUGGUAAGCAGACAGGAGUUGUGAAUCAAAAUGCUAGGCCACAGUCUAAACCCAUUCUUUCUCCGAAUCAACUCAAAAAAGAUGAAAAGGAUUUUAACUAUACCAAGCAAGCAGUUACUGGAGGGUCUGCGGAAUCCAGCAACAAACCUAUGCAGCCUCUUAAGAGAAUCCAAUCCAAGUCUGAUUGGGCAAAGCCUCAACAAGCUUCAAUACCAGCUGACAAGAGGUGGCCAAGUGCAGGAUCUAAUCCUUCGGUUUCUUACUCAUUGGCAUCACCAUUACAAGUGUCACCAACACCUUCUAAGACAGAAGCUUCUUAUGUGGCUGUUGGAGGUGAUUAUAAGAUCCUUCAACCUGGUCAAGCUAAGGAGCCAGUAAUUGUGAUGCAGCGGCCUCAAACUGUUAAUACAAAGCAGAUUCCAGCUGCCAGCUUGAGUUCUUCUCCUCCUGGAAUAGCUGCCAGUUGGUAUCCAACUAACAGUGUAGAAGUUAUGAAGUCCAAUGGCUUUAUGUCUCACCCUCCUAGCUCUAAAAGCCUCAGUUCAAACUAUUUCAGUUCUAAUCAAAUGUACCACCAACUUCAGGGUCAGCCUCCUCAACAGUUUGUGGCUGGCAAUAGCAGUUCGGUAGAUCUGCAAGCAACCAACCGAGGGAGUAGCCUAUGGAAUAGAACAAUGGCUGCGUCUCCAACGCUUGCUGCUGCUUCUUCUCUUGGACUCUUUUCUGGGCUGGGAUCUGCAGCAACUUCAGGGUCAACUUCUCCAGUAGACUGGAGCACUGGUGGGUCAAUGCAAUUUGAUUAUACCAACAUUGACUGGUCCUUGGAUAGAGGCUUAUCUCCACCUAGGUCUAAUGCAUUAUUGCUUGGGCUUUCACCUUUUACAAAGAGUAGUGCUCUAUACGGCUCAAAUGCUUCUGGUGUGGAUCCUCAGCCAGCAAUUAGAUCAUUACCCUCUAAUGGUAGCAUUGUUCCCUUGCCUGGAUUGCAAGAUGGUGGAGUAUCUCCUGCUGAAACAUCAGGUUCUCGGGAAUGGAGUUCUCCAUUUGAAGGGAAAGAUCUUUUUAGUUUACCGAGACAGUUUGUUUCUUCUCCCUCCCUGUAGAGUAGAGGGGAGAAAUCAAAUGAAUAAAAAAAAAGACCAAAAAAUGUGUGGAUUUGAUGUUUGUUCUUAUGAUGCUAUAGUUCAUAUGAUGUUGGUCGUAAGCUUUCUGUGAAAAA